Messenger RNA from Aureococcus anophagefferens, 3102 nucleotides. RefSeq lists its product as hypothetical. The record is from RefSeq and is a predicted model, not a curated record. Gene Ontology annotation, cellular component: cytoplasm; nuclear membrane. The transcript has 3 exons. The coding region runs from base 1 to 3102 and encodes 1033 amino acids. Gene Ontology annotation, biological process: protein import into nucleus. NCBI's taxonomy places the organism in Eukaryota, Pelagophyceae, Pelagomonadales, Pelagomonadaceae.
AUGGCGGACCAGGAGAUGCUGGCGCUCCUGGCGACGAACCUCCAGGCCAUGUACCACGGCACGGACGCGGCCCAGCGGCGGAGCGCCGACGCGUUCCUCCAGAAGCUGCAGCGCGAGGCGAGCGGGUGGGGCCUGGCGGACGCGAUCCUCGGCGGGCGCACGCCCUUCGCGUCGGGCCCCGGCGACCUCGCGUCCAACGCGCUCGGCGCCGAGGCGGUGACGUUCGCGUCGAUGACGCUCCACGCGAAGGUCUCCGGCGACCUGCACGAGCUGUCGCCGGAGCAGGCCGUAUCGCUGCGCGGCGCGGCGCUCGACCACCUCGCGCGCUGGAGCGGCGUCGGCGUGCCCGGCGUCGUGGUGAAGAAGCUGGGGCUGACCGUGGCGGCGUUGGCCGUGUCGACGUCGUGGGACGGCGCCCUCGACUUUGUCCGCGAGGCGUUCGGCCGCGAGGAGGCGGACGCGGCGCAGGGCAUGCGGACCAAGGUCGUCGCCGUCGAGCUGUUGGCGGCGCUGCCGGAGCAGUGCGCCUGGAAGGAGCUGAACGUGCCCCUGAGCCGCCGCGAGGCCUACACGCGCUACCUCUGCCAGAGCUCCGAGGGCGUCCUCGGCGUGCUCACGCAGCUCGUGGUUUGGGCCGCGGGCGCGGCCGCGGGCUGCCCCGCGGGCGCGGAGCAGCUCAACGGCGCCGUCUUCGGGUGCCUCAAGUCCUGGAUCUCCUUCUGCGACAUCAAGGCCGAGCACCUCGCGUCGAGCGCCCUCUUCACCGGAGCGUUCGACGCGCUGGGCCACGGCCCGCUCUUCGAGCACGCGUGCGACGUCAUCGUCGAGGCGCUGCGGCGCUUCGACUGCCGCCUGCCGGAGAACGGCGUCCUGGUCGCCGCCAUCGCGCCGCGCGUCAUGGCUCUAGAAGCGCGCUUCGCCGCGGCGACGGCGAGCGAGGACGACGACGAGGCCAUGGGCCUCUGCCGCAUCUUCUGCGAGAUGGGCGAGGCCUACAUGCCCAUGAUCGCGAGCGAGCGCGACUGCAACCAGCUCGCCAUCGUUUCUGUGAUGAUCAAGUGCACGGAGUACCCCGCGCGGCGCGUCGCGGCCAGGGCAGCAAAAGAGAGCGAAAUUCCCAACUUCAAAGGCUCCUAUCUCGGCCGUUUUCCACUCGUCGCGGCGGCGCCGCUCCGGUUCUGGUACCACCUCGCGCGCGCGGUCGGGCGCCUGGCCGACGGCGACCCGGCGCGCGCGAGCCUCGUGGCCAAGUUCCGCGACGCCUACGCGUCCCUGGCGCGGCUCUGCGUGCGCCUGAGCGUCCGGGGAGAGCACGACGUCGACGCCGCGGACCCGCGGUUGGACGGCGACGACUUCUCGAGCCACCGCUGCGACCUCUUCGACGCCUUUGGCGACGCGGCCUACUUCCUCGGGGCCGACGCGGUCCUCGCGGCCGUCGCGGAGGAGGUGCAGCUGGCGACGGGCGCGAACGCGACGUGCGACGGCGUCGAGGCGUGCUUGUUCGCCUUGACGGCGCUGUCCGACUUCGUGCCCGACGCCGAGGCCUUCGUGCUCCCGUCGGCCUGCUCCAUGGUCUGCGCGUUGCCGCGCGACUGGCGCCGCGCGCGCGACCGGGGGUCCGUGUUCGUGGGCGCGUACGCGCGGUGGCUCCGGCGGCGGCCCGACGCGCUCCGGUCGUGCUUCCAGUUCCUAUUGGACGAGCUCGCGGCCCUGCCGGCCCAGGCGCCGGCCAAGGGGGACCACAGCUCCCAGGCCGCGCGCGCGCUCAAGCGGCUCUGCGACAAGUGCGCGCCGGAGCUGGGGCAGGCGGGCGCUUUGACGAUCCGCGACACGCUGACGAACCGCGUGCCGCUCAAGGACGAGCUCGAGAUCCUCGAAGGCCUGGGCGCCGUCGUCGCGGCCAUGCCGGACUACGAGGCCGUCCGCGCGGGCACGGAGCAGCUCGCGGGCCCGCCGGCGCUCGCUUUGACGGCGAUCGCGUCGUCGAACGCGGCGGGCGAGCCGCGCGUCGUCGCGCGCGAGCUCGACCGCCUCACGUCCGUCGUGCGCUACGCGUCGCCGCCGGCGGCGCUGUUGGGGAGCCGGCCCCACCCGGUCCUCGAGCUCUUCGACAAGCUCUGGCCCGUCUUCGAGGCGCUGGGCGCCAAGUACCGCGAGUCGACGGUCGUCGUCGUCGUCGAGAAGCUGUGCCGGUGCUACAAGCACGCGAUGCGGUCCUGCCGCAAGGCCUUCGCGCCCAUGCUGAGCCGCAUGGCCGCGCAUCUCGUGCAGUCGUUCGCGUCGAACCCGAUCUCGUCGUUCAUCUACUGCUCGUCGAUCUGCAUCACGGAGUUUGGCGACGAGGCGGAGAAGCGGCCGGCGCUCUUCGACAUGUUCGCGUCGCUGUCGUCGGCGGUUUUUGGGUUGCUGAGCACGCCCGAGGCCUACGCGGCGGCCCCCGACGUCGUCGAGGAGUACUUCUACCUCGCGUCCCGCUUCCUGGACCACUGCCCGGAGCCGCUGCUCGAGAGCCCGCUGCUCGCGGCGUUGCUGCGCGCGGCGACGGCGGGGCUGGCCGUGGAGCACCGCGAGGCGCUCCGGGGCGUGCUCCACUGCUGCGACCGCUUCGCGUCGACGGCGAUCCGGUCGCUCCAGCGCGCGGGCGGGCCCCUGCCGCCGGCCGUGGCCCACUGCGAGCCGCCGCUGAGCCGCCGCGACGCGCCCCAGUCGCAGCAGGACGUCGACGACGCGCGGCGCCACGCGGCGACGCUCCACGGGUUGCUGGUCGUCGAGGCGUCGGGCGCGGCGCUCACGGACGGCCUGCUCAAGGCGCUGUCGGGGGACCUGCCGUCCUACAUCAAGGACGAGGGCCGCGGGUCGCUGCUCGGCGUGCUCUGGAAGCUCCGGCUCGUGUGCCCGCCGGAGUCGUUCGCGGCGUGGUGCUCGACGAGCCUCGCGGUCAUCACGGACAAGUUCGCGUCCCACGAGAUCACCAACGACCUGCUCAAGUCCGUCGCCGUCGAGCCGCCGCGCAAGGACCACUUCUACGACGCCUUCGCCGUCUUCGCGCGCUGCUUCUCCGCGAAGCGCAAGAUGAAGACGCGCCGCUCGGGCCGCCGCUAG